AUGUGGUCCAGCCUGAACGAAUGGUUCUGGUCAGAGAAACUCUGGCUUCGGCCCAACAAUACAUGGGCUGACCUGGAGGACCGUGAUGGCCAGGUCUAUCCCCAUCCGCGGGACCUACUAGCUGUCUUGUCCAUGGCACUUGCCCUGUUGGCCCUUCGCUUUGCCUUUGAGAGAUUCAUUGCUCUGCCCCUCAGCCAUUGGCUGGGGGUACGGGAUCAGAUUUGGCGGCAAGCCAAGCCCAUCCGUGAGCUGGAGAGACACUAUGUCACAGCUGGACCGAAACCCAAGGAGGCCCAAAUGGUUCUCCUCGCUGCCCAAUGUGGGCUCACACUGCAGCAGACUCGACGCUGGUUCUGCAGACGCCGCAACCAGGACCGACCCCCACUGAGCAAGAAAUUCUGUGAGGCCAGCUGGAAGUUCACCUAUUACCUUUUCGUCUCCUUUGGUGGUUUUUUCAUCCUCUACCACGAGUCCUGGCUGUGGAAAUCAGUUAUGUGCUGGGACAACUACCCAAAUCAGCCCCUGAAGCCUACCCUGUACUGCUGGUACCUCCUGGAGCUGAGUUUUUACAUCUCGCUGCUCAUCAUGCUGCCAUUCGACAUUAAGCGCAAGGACUUCAAGGAGCAAGUGGUGCACCAUUUCGUGACCAUCACCCUGAUCGUCUUCUCCUACAGCUCCAACCUGCUGCGUUUAGGCUCACUGGUGCUGCUCUUGCACGACUGCUCUGACAUCCUGAUGGAGGCCUGUAAGUUGUUCCACUAUGCGCAGUAUCAGAACGGGUCCACUGUUCUCUUCUUCAUCUUCACCUUUGUCUUCUUCUGCACGCGCCUGGUGAUCUUACCCACCCAGAUCCUGUACACCCUCUACUUUGAUUUCAUCGAGGGCAGCAGCCCCUUCUUCGGCUACUACUUCUUCAACGGGCUCCUGAUGAUGCUUCAGGUGCUGCAUGUCUUCUGGUUCUCCCUCAUUCUGCGCAUGAUCUACAGAUUAAUAUGGAAGGGGAAGGUACGUGGAGACAUGGCAGGAGUUCGCAGUGAUGUGGAGGAGUCAGAUUCGAGUGAUGGUGAAGUAGUCAAGAAAAAACCUCCAUUGAAAAAUGGGGUGGUCCACCGGCCAGGGGUGACCACCUUUGAUAUGCUUUGGAGCUGGGCAGCAACACAUCGGGACACACAAAAUUUCUCUCGCAGCUGA
This is a messenger RNA of Suncus etruscus (white-toothed pygmy shrew), 1191 nucleotides long. Its product is annotated as ceramide synthase 4-like. Gene Ontology annotation, cellular component: membrane. Gene Ontology annotation, biological process: ceramide biosynthetic process. Gene Ontology annotation, molecular function: sphingosine N-acyltransferase activity; DNA binding. The transcript is spliced from 10 exons. Lineage: Eukaryota; Metazoa; Chordata; Mammalia; Eulipotyphla; Soricidae. The record is from RefSeq and is a predicted model, not a curated record. Bases 1 to 1191 code for a protein of 396 amino acids.